UCAGACAGAGAACUUCUGGCACGGAGCGCCACAUAUAUUUCAAAAGUCAUCACGCUGUCGCGUGCUGAUGACGGCAGUUUCGUCACAUGUUCAAAGUCUGGUGUGUGCGGAGUGUCAGCUCCGCUGAGGAGGGAAAUGUCUGACUGAUCGCUGAAAACGGUUUGUUUGUUGUUUUUUGUUGUUCGCUCACCGCGGAGCUCCAGCCGACAUGUGUGAGGUGAAUAAAGAGGCGCUCACUUUGGAGUCCGCUCAGCUCUCUGUGGAGAAGUGGACACUACGAUCCCAAAGUGUCAGUGUAGAAAUAGUCUCUUUAGGUGCUGUCAUAACCUCCAUCAAAACACUAGACCGGAAUGGACACACUGCGGAUGUAGUGUUAGGCUUCGACGAUCUGGAAAGUUAUCUCACCAAUCCUCGCUACUUUGGAGCUGUGGUGGGACGUGUUGCUAACCGUAUUGCUAAGGGCCAGUUUGUUAUUGAGGGAAAGGUGUACAAACUGGCCAUCAAUAAUGGACCCAAUGCCCUGCAUGGUGGCCUCAAAGGCUUUGACAAGUAUGUGUGGACCUGUGAGGCUGUGGAUAAUGGAGUCAGACUGAGCCACACCAGUCCUGAUGGGGAUGAAGGUUACCCUGGCAACCUAAAGGUUUCUGUUACAUAUACACUGGAGGAAAACACCCUGACCGUGCAGUACUUCGCCCAGACUGACCAAACCACACCAGUCAACCUGACCAAUCACUCAUACUUCAAUCUGGCUGGACAGGGCACACCAGACAUUUAUGACCAUGAGGUGACCGUCUCAGCUGAGGCCUACCUACCUGUGGAUGACACCAUGAUCCCCACUGGAGAGAUUAGACCUGUAGAGAAUUCUCUCUUUGACCUCCGUAAGCCUGUCCUUCUUGGGCCUCGACUGAAGGAACUUCCUGGUCCUGGAUUUGAUCAUAACUUCUGCUUCUGGGUUCCAGGACAACCAAAAUUGGAGAGGAAGUGUGCAAGAGUGGUGCAUCCUGGGACGGGGCGUGUCCUGGAGGUGAGUACCACCCAGCCUGGUGUUCAGUUCUACACUUCCAACUUUCUGGAUGGAUCACUGGGAGGGAAAGGAGGCACAUCAUACCCUAAACACAGCGCUUUUUGUCUAGAGACCCAGAACUGGCCAGAUGCUGUCAAUCAGCCCCAGUUUCCUGAAGCUCUGCUGAGACCAGGAGAAGAGUACAUGCACACUACACGCUUCACUUUCUCAGUAGCCUGAGGCAUUAAAACUGUUAUUUUUUUCACUACAGAUUAGUAUGUCAAGCUUGACAAGUAAAGGCCACAGCUUCCUUUCACCUCUGGUAAAAUGUGUGCCAUUAAUGUGUGCUGAUUUUUUUCUUUUAUCUAUAGAACAUUCCAGUCAGAUGUUUAAUUAGCAAAA
Messenger RNA from Colossoma macropomum (tambaqui), 1405 nucleotides. RefSeq names its product galactose mutarotase (gene galm). Gene Ontology annotation, biological process: beta-D-galactose catabolic process via UDP-galactose, Leloir pathway; glucose metabolic process. NCBI's taxonomy places the organism in Eukaryota, Metazoa, Chordata, Actinopteri, Characiformes, Serrasalmidae. Gene Ontology annotation, molecular function: carbohydrate binding; aldose 1-epimerase activity. The record is from RefSeq and is a predicted model, not a curated record.